AUGAGCCAGAUGGAAGUGAUGAAGAGAUUCAUGGUGAUGCAACCUCCAUCUUUCAAUAGAGAGCCUAGUGCGGAAGCAACUGAGCAUUGGUUGAGGAGGAUGAGAAGAAUUCUAGUGGGGCUGGACAUACUUAAGGAAAGAAGGGUAGGUCUGGCAGCAUACAUGCUUGUUGACAAAACUGAUUUCUGGUGGGAAUCAAUGAAAAGAGUGUAUGACACAAAGAUUAUGACCUGGGAGGAAUUUGAGAGAAUCUUCUUUGGCAAGUAUUUUGGAGAGGUGGUUAAGCAUGCCAAGAAUAUGGAGUUUGAGCACCUCAUCCAAGGAACCAUGUCAGUGUUGGAGUAUGAGUCACGCUUUUCGGAGUUGUCUAGAUUCGCUUUAGGGAUGAUCAGUGAGGAAAGAGAAAAUGCUAGGAGGUUCCGGCCUGUUAUUACGAAUAGAUUAGUCCCACUGGCAACAAGGGACUUCUGA
This is a messenger RNA of Vitis riparia (riverbank grape), 471 nucleotides long. RefSeq lists its product as uncharacterized. NCBI's taxonomy places the organism in Eukaryota, Viridiplantae, Streptophyta, Magnoliopsida, Vitales, Vitaceae. The record is from RefSeq and is a predicted model, not a curated record. Bases 1 to 471 code for a protein of 156 amino acids. The transcript has a single exon.